This is a messenger RNA of Somion occarium, 1906 nucleotides long. The record is from the annotation of a GenBank genome assembly. NCBI's taxonomy places the organism in Eukaryota, Fungi, Basidiomycota, Agaricomycetes, Polyporales, Cerrenaceae.
UUCUGACCUCAUCACCUUCCUUGCGUUCGAUGAUUUUCGCAGGGAACCCUGUGCUUUCCGGUCACUUUCGACUCAUGGUUUCCGUGUUUCAUGGUCAUGGCCAAUACUAUCACAAAACUUUGCAAUUAUUCUGCGUCUCAUUAUAUUCUUAGGUGAGUGGCUGUUUAACAACUACUGACUGGAUCUCUGUAUGAACUUGCGACAUAUGGGCAACGUAUUCACGAUGGUCUCAGACUCAGCUGGCCGCAUUCAUAUAAGCGCCUGUCGAGGCGAUUUCUGAACCAUCUUCAAGAAGACAUUUUCGUCCAUCCUGUGAUUCGAACGUGUUGCACCUCAUGAUGAUGCAAAAUGCCGGCAGAUUCUCUUCUUGCGUCGCUUCAGAUGUCCUCCGUGAAUAAGGUGCAUUAUGAGUUUCCAUGCUGACCCACUGAUAUCAAUCCUCCCUCCCUUGAUCGAAUACUGAGCCCCAGUUUGAGCACCUCAACGAUGUAGCCUAUACACCAUGCAUAACAGAUGGCGCGUACGUUUCUCAGAAACAUCGAUAUAUAGUUGAUUGCGAGUGCUCUCCUCGUUGUACUCGUUUGAGUAGUUGGAUUUUUCGUUUCUUACUUAUUGACCACACCGUGUCGCCUUGCAGAAUGCACAAAGAGCCAAUUCAUAAACGACUCUUGUUCAACAACAUUCCCGCUUCUUGCCAAAAACUAGCUUCAGGUCAAGACCACUCCAUUGUGUCCCAAAAUGACAAGUUUUCACUGAGAAUAGAUCUACCCUUUCCAAAGGGCCUCUCUCCUCAACUUUCGAGCUGUCUCUACGAAAUCAUCCAUGGACAACGCACCUCGCCUCCUUCACCCACUUCGCCUCCUUUGCCCCCUCCAGUUACUCAUAUCCCUCCUUCCCCUUCCCCUUCCCCUUCCCCUUCCCCUUUGACAACCGUGUUGGACACCUCUACGAAGACCACCAACACUCCGACACCUCCAUUCUCGCUUGGUGCGACACCCACAGCUUCGACUCCUCAGGCUUCUGAUAUCCCGAUACAGAGCACUCCUUCUCCAACCGCUGCGUCCAAUUCUUCUACCAACGACUCUACCUAUACUGGCAUUGAACCAGCUUCUUCCGGACCUCCGGAACCGUUUGGCCAACCACAGCCAAACCUCGACUCGCAGGCGUCUGUUGACGAACAUGCAUCCGUCACUACAGCCUCUGAUAGUCAACUUGAAAUUACAUCCACGACCUCGGACACAUUGAGAAGCCUCUCAACGCAACCAGCACCAAGUUCAAGUAGUGGGGCAGCUACAUCUUCCCAGUCGCACGUUAGCCUGAGAGGCGGGGCCAUAGCCGGGAUUGUUGUUGGUGUUACUAUUUUCCUCAUUAUUGGUGUCGUCUGCGUUUUCGCAAGACGAAGGAAGAAAAUACUGCAAAACAGAGGGAACACCACUUUGCUGCGAGAAUCGAGCGUAUCAUCCCACUGGCCUGAUUACUUAGUAAAGCCCCCUUCGCCCAAUGUAGACAUGAGGGAGACCCAAGGCCCACGCGUUAUGUCUAGACUGUCUUACAACGCCGAUCCUGCAGAUGCAGAUAAUAUUUCGACACCCUCGUCCUCUGGAUGCACAACGACAAGGCAUGUCACCGAUGUCCUUGACCCCGGAGUUUAUUCUCCUUUGACAUCGACUAUUGCCGGCACCCCUUCGAGUACACCCGAUCUUGCAUAUGCACAUGAGUGCGGUGGAUAUAAUUCCAGUGUCUCAACCUUUCUCUCAGAGAGUCCCGGUGGUGUCGGCAUUGCCUGGUAGUUGUGGUCAUAUUGGUAGAAGCAAAACCUUCAAACAUCCCUCGCGAUAUUCAUCCCACAUAUACCCAUCCGUGACAAAAGAUUCGAUUACGACGUAAGGACGAUAACUUAUAUCAG